UCAACUCAGCACCACUCUACCAUCUGAACUUCUGACCGCGGUCAGAAAUAUCUUAGAUCUAUAUAUCGGACCAUCGUACAGUUUAUGCUACCAUCCCAACUCAGCACCAUCUCAACCCAGCACCAUCUCAACCCAGCACCAUCCCAACCCAGCACCAUCCCAACCCAGCACCAUCUCAACCCAGCACCAUCCCAUCCUCACGCAAACAAUCCUCAACCUCUGGGUAUUUAAGCAGCCGCCCCCCCCCCUGACAAACCUUCUUCUGUAUUUUCCCCGACCUAUCUUGCCUCUU
This is a messenger RNA of Penicillium egyptiacum, 292 nucleotides long. The record is from the annotation of a GenBank genome assembly. NCBI's taxonomy places the organism in Eukaryota, Fungi, Ascomycota, Eurotiomycetes, Eurotiales, Aspergillaceae.